AUGACGAUAAGUAAAGCGCGCCUCACGUUCGGGGUCAGAGCAAUUUGGAGCCAGUCAAUUUUGAUCAAACCUAAAGGAGAAUUUGACAUUUUUGAACAGACACCAGGCCACACCCCCAUCGGCCUGACCACGCCUGACCUGACCACGCCCAACCUGACCACGCCUGACCUGACCACGCCCUACCUGACCACGCCCUACCUGACCACGCCUGACCUGACCACGUCUGACCUGACCACGCCCACCUGA
Molecule: messenger RNA, 246 nt
Organism: Knipowitschia caucasica
Lineage: Eukaryota; Metazoa; Chordata; Actinopteri; Gobiiformes; Gobiidae
Source: the annotation of a GenBank genome assembly